AUGACGAGCGCAGUCCAAGCUGUCCUGAGCGAACUAGGCUGGGGCGACGGGUUCCGCAUCCCCAUCGCCAAUGCCGCGAACAAACGCCUGGAGGAGGAGAUCGAGCGCAAGACGCGGGAGCGCGCGGCGCUCCGCACGCGACUGGCCAACCUCGAGGAGCUAACGAGCGAGAUCCAGAAGCACGGGACGGACGUGCGCCAGGAGCAGAGCCAGAACCAGCGGCUGUUGGCUGCCCACGCGGCCCAACUCGAGGCGGAGAAGCACCUGUACGGCCUGUCCCGGAUGGAGGAGGGCCGGCUGAGGCGCGAGUCCAAGCUGGCCGCGCGAGAGACCAGCGAGACCGAGGAGAGGACGGCGGUGUUGAAGCAACGUCUGGCCAAGUCGAGCCGCAAACUCGAGGACACCAAGCGGGGCAUUGCCCUCGACAAGGAGAGCCUCGCCGACUGGGAGGAAAAGCUCAACCGGGCCGAGGAGAAGAACCUCGUGAUCGAGCACUUUGUCCGCACCGACGACAAGAGCUUCAAGAAAAUCGAGCUCGAGCGCCGGAGCCUCAGCGACAAGGCCGACACCUACCGUCGGACCAUCCUCAAAGCCGACUCCGAUGUCCGGGAAUUGGAGCUGGUGCUGAGCGAGACGGCCCGGUAUUACAGCCAAGCGGUGAAGGACCGCCGGCACCUGAUGGACCAGUGGUCGCAGAGCGUCCGCGCGCUCAAGCAACGAGGCAAGGCCAUCAGCGACGCCCGCCAAGAAAUGAACUCGCUGCGCGAGAGGGCCAAGGCGCGGAUGGACGCGUACGAGGAGGCAGAGCGCUUCCUCGAGAUCCAGGUGUCCGAGAACAGGGAGCUCGAGUACGGCAUCCGAGGGGCCGAGCGGGAGCUCGUGAAGCAGCGCGACGAGCGCCACAGGGCGACAGAGGCCAUGGACGCCCUGGCGGUCGAGCUGGUGGCCAAGAGGAAGGAGCUGCAGGAGGUGACGCGCCGAACGGUUGACACGCGGGCCAACGGUAAGCGCAAGAGGGCCGAGGUCGAGGAGAGCCGGGUCAAGCUGGACGAGUGCAAGAGGCGGGUGCGCGACCUCAAGGAGACCCUCAAAAACAUCGACUGGCAGACCAUGAACGUCGAGGAGAGGACGAGGCAGCUGCAGGAUAUGCUCGAGAGGGAGGAGAAGCGCAAGGCGACGAUCAAUCGGGAGAUCAAGCGACAGCAGGACCUGAUAACGCGCGCGGAAGCCCGGCUAGCCGAGCUAGACAACGAGCGGAAGAUGGUGGCGAUGCAGCAGCAGGCCGAGUCGAAGCGGUGGGAGCGGCUGGUGGCCGAGCUGUCGAGGCAAAAAAAGCUGCUCAAGGAGAAGAAGGAGUGCGCGUACCGGGCCGACGUGGAGUUGCAGAGGCACGAGUUGAGGCUCCAGGUGAUGCUGGGCCAGGAGAACGACAAGGACAAGCUCGAGGCGAAGCAGGAAAGGAUCAAACAGCUGAGCCGGGUGCUCAAGGACAAGUCCGAGAUGCUCAAGGCUCUCCAGGCACAGAUGGCUCAGGUCGAGAACGACGUAAGAAAGCUGACGAGCGAGAUGGUGAGCAAGAACGAGGAGCUGCAACAACUGAGGGACAAAAAGCAGGAGUUGUGCUUGCUGCUGGACGGCGGUGAGAAGCAGCUGAAAGCGGCCCAGUCGAGCCACGAGGGCAGACAGGUGGACGAGAACAUGCUUAAACUCAAGGUCAGGGAGGCCGAGAGGAUAGCGUCCAAAGUCGGGGGCAAGCUGUACACCCUCGAGAAGUUGGCCCUCGAAAUGGAAGCGGCGAUGCAAGAGCGGAUGUCCGAGAUAAAGGCGCAAAAGGAGGGCCUGGUGCUGAGGAGGCGGCUCGCCCAGGCGGAUUGCGCUGAGCUGCGGGGCCAGGUGGUCGAGCGCAAGGCCCGGGUGCAACAGCUGCAGGCGCGCUACGGCAUAAUAGUCGCCUGCCUCGGCACGAAUCCCGAGGACGGGACACCCCUGGACACGACCUACCUGAAGAUCCAGAGCGCCCAGGAGCGCUACGUCCUCCAAGAGCACGGCGACCAGCUCGACCGGGCCAUACGCAAAGCCGAGCACGAGAUACGAAGCAUGGAGAACACCCUCAAGCUGGUAAACGCGUGCAAUGCCAAGUACAAGGACAAUUUGUCGCUGGUGGAGGACGGGGCGCCCGAGGUUGCGGAGCAGGCCCGGUUGGACGAGGAGACGACCCGGGUCCUCGAGACCAUGGGCCAGAAGAGGCGAGCGCUCGACCGCGCGCUCGAGGACUGCAAGAGGAUGGAAGAGAAUUGCGCUCAGCUGGACGAGGACGUGAAGAGAAUAAAGGAGGAGAAGGAGGACAAGAGGCAGACCGUCGCCGAUCUCGAGCAGCAGAUAACCGAACAGGGGGAGAAAAUCUCGAGGGCCGACAAAAACCUCCGGAGGAUCCUCAAGGAUAUUCGCGACAAGUGCGUCUGCACCUCCAACGAGUCCAUGUUGUUGCAGGAGAGGGACAUUGAGCUGCGCGAGCUCCAGGAGCUGAACCAGUUGGCGCUGCAGCGGAUAGCCGAGUUCACGAUUCGCCACGUGGAGGCCGAAGCUUAUGUCAAAAAGUUGCUGGACGAGCGGGGUAUAGCCUUGCCCAGUGCCUACUACCUCAGGCUGCAGCAGCAGUACUCGAGCAGGUGCGAGAGCACGGCUAGCUCGUACGGGGCCAGCAGUAGCCGGGUACAGAACAAUUCUGGAAGGGACAUGGUUGUCGGUUCGAUCGUACAAUUGGAACCGCAGUUUGAAGCAAUGGGUUCAGCAAAGUCUCUCAAGGUAUCGAGUUCAAGGUCGCAAAGACAGACACCAAAGAAGAAAAAGUGA
This is a messenger RNA of Copidosoma floridanum, 2853 nucleotides long. RefSeq names its product coiled-coil domain-containing protein 39-like. Gene Ontology annotation, biological process: inner dynein arm assembly; epithelial cilium movement involved in determination of left/right asymmetry; cilium-dependent cell motility. NCBI's taxonomy places the organism in Eukaryota, Metazoa, Arthropoda, Insecta, Hymenoptera, Encyrtidae. The record is from RefSeq and is a predicted model, not a curated record. Gene Ontology annotation, cellular component: axoneme.